Messenger RNA from Durusdinium trenchii, 1368 nucleotides. Lineage: Eukaryota; Dinophyceae; Suessiales; Symbiodiniaceae. The record is from the annotation of a GenBank genome assembly.
AUGUGGUGGGCCGAAGGAAUACGCUUCGGCUGCACGAGCUGUGGGCGAUGCUGCGUCCGCCGUGUGCCGGCGGCCUCCGCCCCACUGGCCAAAUCAGAGAUUGAAGGCAUGGCACAAGCUCUCAGUCUAUCGACUUCUGGCUUCCUUUCGAAGUACACAACGAAGAUGGACAAAUCAAGUGCUGUGGAGUUGAAGGUAGACUCCAGUUCUGGGAGGUGUCUCUUGCUGAGUGAUUCGGGCAAAUGCUCUGUGCACAAUGCUCGACCUGCAGCGUGCCGAACGUAUCCCUUCUGGCCUGAAAAUCUGGCAUCGCCGUACGAAUGGGCCAGAGAAGCUGUCCUUUGUGAAGGCAUCCAAAGCACCUGGUCCAGUGCCUCGAAGGAGAAGCCUCCGGUGGAUCAGCUGGAAACGACAGAGGAGAGCCUCACUUCCGUGCCAGCAAGAUCAGUUGAGGAUGAGCUAUUGGUAGAGGAGCUUCGCCUGGCAGGUCAUCUCAGCGAUGAGAAUUGGAGUCAUUCCGAGGCGAUGGACUACAUUGCCGAAUUGCGCGAGGCCAACAUGUCUGAAUUGGAAUUGGAGCCAAUGCCUGCUCCUCGCCAAGUGCUUUGGCACGAAGGUGGCCUGGUGGUCUUGGAAACGCAAGGUGGAGAGUCUGACAUCAUCCGCUCGCUUCAUUUUGAGUCUUCCAUUGGGGUGGUCCAGACCGAGGUUCGGUCCCGUCCAGAGGGCUUUGACUUUCGCCACUUGGCCUUCGAAGUGCAUGCAGCCUUCCUUCGUCUUCUGGAGGACAAAGCCGCGCAUUGCAACUCCGUCGAUGCCACAGUGGUGGUUCUUGGUGGAGGAGGUGGUGUCCUUCCCAUGGCAAUUCAAGACUUGGCUCUGAGGCAUCACUCUUUUGGCGCUUUGAAGUGCAUUCGUCGAAUCAUCUCUGUCGAGAAAGAUCCUGCGGUGGCCGAGCUCGGCAAGAAAUUCUUCGGUUUCCGAGAAGGUGGAGCUCAAGUAGAAAUCGAGUUGCGCAUCGAGGAUGCUCUGAACUUUUUUGAUGCUCCGCAGCCACUGGAUAUCCUUGCAAUCUUCGUGGACAUCGCCGGGGAAUUUCAUCGCUUCUCCAGUGGAGAAGUCUUGGCGCCCAGCAAAGAGUUUUUGCAGAGCAGCUUCGUCACCUCUGCUGCUGCAGCUGUGCGACCAAACGGGGUUGUGGUAUGGAAUGUCCUCUUCAGUGAACUUGGAGAGGAUGCCCUGCUUCAGUCAACACUGAAUGCACUUCAUGCUGAAGUACAAGAAGAGAGCUUCAGCAUCGUACCACAGGGGCCAAUCCGUCGGAGCUCUGGGGUUGCGCAAUGGCUGCUGUCCUCGCAUCCGCGAUGA